AUGCCUUCUUCUUCUGAUGAACCUCCGUUGCAUUAUGUGUACCCUGUCACUCGUUUGGAUAUCUUUAUGGAGAUGGGCUUCGCCCAGCACGGCAUAGCCCGCACUGCGCGGUCCCGAACAGAAGAGCAGCGCAAGCAAGACUUGGUCAAGAUCGAAAAGUACCGUACUAUCGAGGACGAAAUCCGCCAAAAGCUUACUUCGAAACUCCUGCGUCUUAACCCAGAAUACUAUACAGUAUGGAACGCCCGCAGGUGCUGUCUAAUCUUUGGCUCAUUAUCCAAACCGUUGGAUGGAUCGCUGCUCUCCAAGGCGUCGCAGAGCACUUCAGCGAACGACAUUCACACAGCCUGUUCCGUCGCUUCGUCAUCCUGCUCCUCGACCGAGAUCCCGCCGCACCACAACUCCCGGACAGCUGGGAAGAUUGGUACAACACCUGAUAGUCAUGUCGACGCCGAUGUCGACGUCGAAGUGAUCCGUUCUGAACUGGCUUUUACUGUCCCCCUUUUGUUGCAGUUUCCAAAAUGCUACUGGAUAUGGAACUAUCGACUCUGGACACUUGGCUGUGCAAUCCAGAGGCUCAAUGUAUCCACCGCCCGGCGCAUUUGGGAGGAGGAGCUAGGUCUUGUCAGUAAGAUGCUCACCAGGGAUCGACGCAACUUUCACGCCUGGGGCUACCGUCGUCACGUCGUAGCCCAGCUCGAGAGCCCUUUGUUGAAUGGACAGAGCCUAGUGGAGCCAGAAUUCCAGUAUACUACCGACAAAAUUCGCCAGGAUCUCUCCAAUUUCUCGGCGUGGCACAACCGAAGCCAGCUCAUCACCAGACUUCUCGAUGAGCGCAAUGCGGAUGACGAGUCUCGUAAGGCUUUCCUAGACCAAGGCAAGCACCUGCACUGCGUCUUACUUAGCACUGCUGACUUCAUAUUAGAACUUGAGCUCGUCGACGAAGGUCUGAACGUGGGACCCGAGGAUCAGUCCUUGUGGUAUUACCAUCAGUUUCUGGUAUUGAACCUGGCCGAUUCUGCUUCCAGCCGCCAGAUAGCCCCUAACCUUGCAGUGAAUGACCGCAAACUAUACAUUGAACGUGAAGUAACCAACAUCAAAGACCUAUUAGAAGACUACCGCGAUGUGAAAUGCAUUUAUGAGGCCCUCAUCGAGUAUGCGAUGGCAUUGGUCCAACUAAUUGGGCAACCUCUUGGAAUCGAGAAACAAAGCGAGGUAGCAUCUUGGCUAGACAAUCUGAAGAAAUUAGACCCCAUGCGGAAUGGGCGAUGGCACGACCUGGAAAAGCAGUUGGGUUUAUUUCGGCCGUGA
Molecule: messenger RNA, 1311 nt
Organism: Fusarium coffeatum
Lineage: Eukaryota; Fungi; Ascomycota; Sordariomycetes; Hypocreales; Nectriaceae
Exons: 3
Coding region: 1-1311 (436 amino acids)
Biological process (GO): protein geranylgeranylation
Cellular component (GO): Rab-protein geranylgeranyltransferase complex; cytoplasm
Molecular function (GO): Rab geranylgeranyltransferase activity
Source: RefSeq, a predicted model, not a curated record